AUUUCAUACCUUAUUUAUUCCCUACAUUGCUAUGGCAAAGGUUUCUGUACGCAUUUUAAAGCGCUUGGAUUCCAAGAGGAAGAAUUAAAAUACAGUUUGUGAGAUGCUUCUCUUAAGGACCGCUUAUAAUAUAAACUCUUUACAACAUGUAUGUCGCUGGCCUUGUCAUUUUUAUAAUGAUGAACCAUUGCUCAGCAAUAAAAAUUGAAGGGUGCGGUUCUGAUCAGCAUCUGGUAGUGGAGCAAGCUCAAAGGUCCUUCGUCUUGACGUGCAAAGAAAUCACAGCAGGUUAUCAUGUUACCUGGUUCUUCAGAAAACAUCACAAGACCUGGAGCGAUUUUAUCAGUGCAGCAGUUUGCUACACCUACAAUGUACAUUGCUAUAGAUGGCUGCAGACACUGACAGCUCAUCGUAUUAACGACUCGGUCAUUGAACUUCGCGUCCAAGAUGUCUUCCACGAGAGACCCAGCCUUAUCCAGGACAGCAGCAUCACCUGUCGAGAAUUUGAUGACAACAACAACUUCAUGCACGAUUACACCUGUAACCUGCACGUGAUACCCUUUCCAUCAAUUAACUGCACAGCGGAAAUGAAGCCAGAUAAAUCCUCCCUCUCAGGACAUUGUCAUGUUACACAAAUUUACUUCACAGAAAGACUCUACCAGUGCCGGUGGAGCUGGUCUCAAGAGCAUGGGGACAAUAGAAAGAUGAUUGGAACCUCAAGGGUCAUCCAAACACAUGACAGCCAUACAGGGACUUGCAGCAUGGAUCUUCCCCUGCCGACCGCAGACUACUAUCUAUAUGGAGUGGAUCUUCUUCCUGAUCACUUCUAUACCAAAGUUACUAUCCAAAUUACAUAAUAUUCAAACGGCAU
This is a messenger RNA of Pomacea canaliculata, 871 nucleotides long. RefSeq lists its product as uncharacterized. The transcript is spliced from 5 exons. NCBI's taxonomy places the organism in Eukaryota, Metazoa, Mollusca, Gastropoda, Architaenioglossa, Ampullariidae. The coding region runs from base 147 to 857 and encodes 236 amino acids. The record is from RefSeq and is a predicted model, not a curated record.